This is a messenger RNA of Ahaetulla prasina, 4318 nucleotides long. RefSeq names its product EPH receptor B3 (gene EPHB3). Gene Ontology annotation, cellular component: plasma membrane; neuron projection. Gene Ontology annotation, molecular function: transmembrane-ephrin receptor activity; ATP binding; protein binding. Bases 18 to 3014 code for a protein of 998 amino acids. The transcript has 16 exons. NCBI's taxonomy places the organism in Eukaryota, Metazoa, Chordata, Lepidosauria, Squamata, Colubridae. The record is from RefSeq and is a predicted model, not a curated record. Gene Ontology annotation, biological process: axon guidance; protein phosphorylation; cell surface receptor protein tyrosine kinase signaling pathway.
CGGGCUCCGGCCCCGCGAUGGCUGCGGCCCGGCCGGGGGCGUCCCGGCUGCUGCACCCGGGGACGCUGCCGCCGCCGCUGCUGCUGCUUCUACUGCCGCUGCUGGUCCUGCCGGGCGGCUGCCGCGCUUUGGAAGAAACGUUGAUGGAUACCAAGUGGGUGACGUCCGAGUUGGCGUGGACAGCUCAUCCAGAAACCGGGUGGGAAGAAGUCAGCGGUUAUGAUGAGGCCAUGAACCCCAUCCGGACGUAUCAAGUGUGCAACGUCCGAGACGCUAACCAAAACAACUGGCUGCGCACCCAGUUUAUUCAGCGCCACGACGUGCAGAGGGUUUACGUUGAGCUGAAGUUCACCGUGAGGGACUGCAACAGCAUCCCUAACAUCCCGGGAUCUUGCAAAGAGACCUUCAAUCUUUUUUAUUAUGAAUCGGAUAGUGACACGGCCUCUGCUUCUAGCCCUUUCUGGAUGGAAAACCCUUACAUCAAAGUGGAUACAAUCGCUCCGGACGAGAGCUUCUCGAAGCUGGAGUCUGGCCGGAUGAAUACCAAAGUACGCAGCUUUGGACCCCUUUCCAAAAACGGCUUCUAUCUGGCCUUCCAAGAUCUGGGAGCUUGCAUGUCCCUCAUCUCCGUCCGGACCUUCUACAAGAAAUGUUCCAGCACUAUUGCGGGUUUUGCUAACUUCCCGGAAACCUUGACCGGGGCAGAGCCAACCUCCUUGGUGAUCGCUCCGGGAACCUGCAUCCCCAACGCAGUGGAAGUAUCGGUGCCUUUAAAACUUUACUGUAACGGAGAUGGGGAAUGGAUGGUACCGGUGGGAGCGUGUACUUGUGCGUCUGGAUAUGAACCAGCCAUGAAGGAGACACAGUGCCAAGCUUGCGGUCCUGGAACAUUCAAGUCGAAACAGGGAGAAGGUCUUUGCUCUCCGUGUCCUCCCAACAGCCGGACAAGCUCCGGAGCCGCCACACUUUGUACGUGCCGGAAUAAUUAUUUCAGAGCGGAUACCGAUCUCCCCGACAGUGCCUGCACCAGCGUGCCAACAGCCCCACGCAACGUCAUUUCCAACGUGAACGAGACGUCGCUAGUGCUGGAGUGGAGCGAGCCGCGAGACGCGGGCGGGCGGGAUGACUUGCUCUACAACAUCAUCUGCAAGAAGUGUAGCGUGGAGCGCCGGCUGUGCAUGCGUUGCGAUGACAACGUGGAGUUCGUCCCCCGCCAGCUUGGCCUGACCGAGAGGCACAUCUACAUCAGCAACCUGAUGGCCCACACGCAGUAUACCUUUGAAAUCCAAGCGGUGAACGGCGUCUCCAGCAAAAGUCUGCAAAACCCACAGUUUGCCUCGGUCAACAUCACGACCAAUCAGGCAGCUCCCUCCGUAGUUCCCACAAUGCAUCUGCACGGCAGCUCCGGAAGUAGCAUGACCCUUUCUUGGGAACCCCCAAAGCAGCCGAACGGGAUCAUCUUGGACUACGAGAUCAAGUACUUCGAGAAGCAAGGCCAGACCGAUGGCAUUGCCAACACCGUCACUAGCCAGAAGAACGCGGUGCGCCUGGAAGGACUGAAGCCUAACGCUGCCUUCGUAGUGCAGGUCCGAGCUCGCACAGUGGCAGGGUACGGCCAAUACAGCUUUCCCAUGGAGUUUCGGACGCUGGUUGAUGAUGGCUCCAGCAGCAAGCGCUUCCAGGAACUGCCCCUAAUUGUUGGCUCAGCUACGGCAGGACUCGUUUUUGUGAUCGCGGUGGUAGUGAUCGCCAUCGUCUGCUUCAGGAAGCAGCAAAACAACACCGAAUCGGAGUACACUGAGAAACUGCAGCAAUACAUUACUCCAGGAAUGAAGGUUUAUGUUGACCCUUUCACUUACGAAGACCCAAACGAAGCUGUCCGGGAAUUUGCCAAAGAAAUCGACAUUUCUUGCGUAAAAAUCGAGGAAGUGAUCGGAGCAGGUGAAUUUGGGGAAGUUUGCCGGGGCCGUCUCAAACUGCCGGGCAGGCGGGAAAUCUUUGUGGCCAUCAAAACGUUGAAGGUGGGCUACACGGAGCGGCAGAGGCGGGAUUUCCUGAGCGAAGCCAGCAUCAUGGGCCAGUUUGACCACCCCAACAUCAUCCAUCUGGAAGGAGUGGUCACCAAAAGUCGGCCGGUCAUGAUAGUUACGGAGUUCAUGGAAAACUGCGCCCUUGAUUCCUUCCUCCGGCUGAAUGAUGGGCAGUUCACUGUGAUCCAGCUAGUUGGCAUGCUACGUGGCAUCGCGGCAGGUAUGAAAUACCUCUCGGAGAUGAACUACGUCCACCGAGACCUGGCUGCCCGCAACAUUCUGGUCAACAGCAACCUGGUGUGCAAAGUGUCAGAUUUUGGACUCUCGCGGUUUUUAGAAGAUGAUCCGUCUGACCCUACAUACACCAGUUCACUGGGUGGUAAGAUCCCAAUCCGGUGGACGGCCCCAGAAGCCAUUGCCUAUCGCAAGUUCACUUCCGCCAGCGACGUCUGGAGCUAUGGCAUCGUCAUGUGGGAAGUGAUGUCUUAUGGUGAGAGGCCGUACUGGGACAUGUCUAACCAAGAUGUAAUCAACGCAGUGGAGCAAGACUACCGCCUUCCUCCCCCUAUGGACUGCCCCACGGCGCUGCACCAGCUCAUGUUGGACUGCUGGGUACGGGAUCGCAACCUCCGCCCCAAGUUUGCACAGAUAGUGAAUACGUUGGACAAGCUAAUCCGGAACGCAGCCAGCUUGAAGGUCAUCGCCAAUGUCCAGUCUGGCGUGUCUCAGCCGCUCCUGGAUCGCACGGUGCCCGAUUAUACUACCUUCACUACUGUGGGCGACUGGCUGGACGCUAUCAAAAUGGGACGGUACAAGGAGAACUUUGGCAACGCCGGCUUUGCCUCGUUUGACCUGGUGGCCCAAAUGACCGCUGAGGACCUGCUCAGGAUAGGGGUGACGCUGGCAGGCCAUCAAAAGAAGAUCUUGAGCAGCAUACAGGACAUGAGGUUACAAAUGAACCAGACUCUGCCAGUUCAGGUUUGACCACGGAGGACUCUGCCUUUGGAACGGAUCCCCCUCCCCUGAGGGUCACUUCCCUAGGAUUCUAGUUUGCGGUGCUGCCCAGCUUCUGAGUUUGAGGAAGGGGGGCGUUCUUUUCCAUCCUCCCCCACCCCACCCCCGUUAUCGGAGCGGGGAGCUUCUCGGUUUGCCAACAGACCUAUGGUGGAAUGGACUAGGAUGACCCUAGCUAGAUUAAAAGACACUCCCAGAUCUGCAAGAAGUCGCCUUCCUCGUUUUGGCUGCGGCAUUCUUGAAGUGGUGCGCCGACAAUUCAGCGUCUUCAUAUUGAAGACAGGUUACCGGGGAAGGAACCAUAAAAGGCCUCUCUGCACAUCGUCCCUUUUUCGUUCACACAAACAGCCGUCCCCCUACAUCUGCCUCCAGCGGUGCCGUGGAGGACUUUCCGCUUCCGUGGGCUUUCCCGGUUCAGAGACCUCACGCGGCCUUCCUUUGGCAUCAUCACCAACCAGAAAUGUGGCCUUUCCCCUCCUCCGUCCUGGCCAAGAGGAACCCCCGCUCGCCCUGAGCCCAACGAGUGACGUUGUCUCUGAGAGAGUCGCACCAUACUAGGACCAUGGAUGGAACUGGCUGGACAUUUUCCUCUCUGUGGCCUUGACAAUCGUGCGCCAUCCUGGGAGCCGACGCAAUUUGGAGCCGACGCAAAGACGUAAUUCUCUGCCGGGGGUGGGCGGUUAAAAGAGUCGGCUACUUCUUCUUUGGCUUCAGCACACCGGAACUGUGAAGUCGGUGGCGGCUUCAGGACAGGACUGUUGAGCGAUUUUGCUCUCUCCCUCUGGCGUUCCGGGGCCUUCCCGUCCCAGGGUUUGCCAGCCCGAGUUUGCACAAAGAUCACACAGAUGGACAGCCAGUUGAGGCAGCUUGCCGGCCCAACGGGAUUGAAAGGAGGAAAGGCUGUGUGGAGGAGAAGGGGGGGCGGGAGAGGGGAAGUGCAUCCCAGGCCUGCCUCCCCCCCCCUUCCCCGUCUCAUUUUCUUGACACACGCUGUGAUUGCUGCCAAAAAAAAAAAAGACUGGAACACUUCCUUUUUUUUUUCUUUUUUUUUCCUUUUCUUUUUUGGUUUUUGGUGGUUUUUUGUUUUUGUUUUUUUGUUUUGAUUUGAUUUUGUUGUUUUCGAUUUUGCUUUUCUUUUCCAAAAGCCUCUGCAGGCCUGAGCCGUAGGGUAACGAGGCUGCCUUGUGAAGCUGGCAAGCUUGCAUGUGUAAGAGUGCGUAUACUGGCCAUCUGGACUGUGCGCCAUGGCAGAAUAAAGGCAAUAAUAAUUUUAA